GAGAGUGAGAGUGAGCCGGCGUCCAGCUGGCCGCAGUGUGGCCGUGAGACGCGAGCGGUGAGGUGGUGAGAGUGAGCGGACGAGCGAGCGGGCCGCUGCAGUGAGAGCGAGCGCUAACGGGACCCGGCGGACAUUGCUAGACCGGACGACACACAUUUGCAAUGAUGACGCCGCGGAGGAUGACGUUGCUGACGGGCCUGCUGGCCGCGCUGCUGGCUGCCGGCUGCGGCUACCACAUGGGCGCGCCGGAGACGGCCUGCAGCUCCAUGGUGCCGGGUCACGGGUCGGCGCCACAGCAGACGGCCAUGCCGUACACCGUCAGCGUUUCUAACACCACCCUCCGACAGGGCAGGAGGUUGAUGGUCAACCUGAAGCGAGGCCAGCUGCUGCCCUUCAAGGGGUUCUUUGUUCAGGCUCGAAGGGUACGAGACCCGAAUCUGCCGGCGGUUGGACGCUUCUACACCAAGCAGCACGCCCUUGUUCGCUGUGGAUCCACUCUAGCCAGUUCGAUCACACACGCGGACGGCAAGCCGAAGGACGAGGUGACGCUACUCUGGGAGUCGCCGGACGACCUGGACGAGGACGUAGAGUUCCGCGUCACUAUGGUGCAGAACUUCCAGACGUUCUGGGUGGGCGGUCGCUCGGAGCCGGUUCGGGUCAGUGCCAGCGGCCGCGAGCCGCCGCAGCCGGCCGCCGCCGCCGCCGCCGCCGCCCCCGCCCCGGCCGCCACCACCGCCGCCCCAGAACCGGAGGAAGACGAGGAGCACGACAUGACCGAUAUUCUGGUCGGGUCUCGGCGAAAACGGCCUGGACGGACCACCACAGAGGCACCCUGCACAGAGAACUGCGAGCAGCCCACCACCUCAGCCGCCCUGUCCAGUCGGAGCGGCAUCGGCUCCGUGUUCGACGACUGCCUGCUCAGCAAGGGCUGCUUCGCGCGCACUGCCGGCUGCAUUCAGGAGCGCAACUGCGAUCUGAUGGUGACGUACCGGCGACUGCGCAGCGGCCAGUUCCGAAUGCAGCUGUUCGGACGCUACCAGCCGGGACGGUACCUGGCCGUGGGACUGUCCGACGAUAGAGCAAUGGGAGAUGAUGCUGUUAUUUAUUGCGCCAGUACGAACGACGGACGGUUCCAGAUUCUGCACGCCUACAACUUCGGACACGAGUCUUCCAUUCCCAUACGGGCCUCCUCAAAAGAGGGACCGCUGGUCAGUGACGUCACCAGCCAAUACCGGGACGGCCUGCUGAUCUGCGAGUUUACCCACUCGGCCCGCUUCACCAUCCGUGGCCAGGACUUUGACUUGGGCAAGGACGGCCUACACCUGAUGAUAGCCUCCGGAACCACCUCUGCGGACGUGGAGCGUCGGCCGCAGUACCACUUGGGCACCAAGCGAGUGACGGGCGCGCCCGUACCCCUCUCCUCGAGCGCGGGCGGCGCGCGGGUCUACGGCGCUGCUUCCGACUCGGGCACUCUGUACCGCGCCCACGGGGCACUCAUGAUAGUCGCCUGGCUUGGCACCGCCAGCCUGGGCAUGAUGCUGGCGCGCUACUUCAAACAGACCUGGGUGGGCCGAAAGGUGGCCGGCCUGGACCUGUGGUUCGUGGCGCACCGUAACCUGAUGGUACUGACGGUGCUGUGCAGUCUGGCUGGCCUGGUGUGUAUUCUGGUUCAACUGGAGGGCUGGACAAGUACACCGACCAGUGUGAACCCGCAUCCACUGUUGGGAAUCAUCUGCAUCGCGUUGGCGUUCGUCCAGCCGUUCAUGGCACUAUUCCGGUGUGCCCCGACGGCCUCCCGUCGGCCCGUCUUCAACUGGCUCCACUGGCUAGUGGGUUCGGCCGCCCAUCUGCUCGGCAUCAUCACCAUCUUCCUGGCGGUGACGCUGCCGGCCGCCCAGCUGCCCUUCUGGACGUACUGGGUGCUGGCCGCCUUCGUGGUGAUGCACGUGGUAACCCACCUGGUGCUCUCGACGCAGCAGUGCGCGGCGGACCGAGCCGCCCGUCAGAAGAACACCUCUGAGGCCUACAGCAUGCGAGACAUGGGCGCUAACGGCGUCAAAGGAGGCCCUUCCGGCGCGCAAGGAGACGCUCAGGGCUCGACGCUCCGCCGGCUGGUGCUGGCCGUCUACACGCUGGCCACGCUGACAGUGGUGAUUCUACUGGUGGUGAUGGUGACACUGGCUCCGGCCGACGCCUGGGGGCAGAGCUAGACGCGGCACCACAUCCAGCGCGUCCUGAGGGCAGCUGAGAAAGAAGAGAGGUUUGGAGAGAUAGGCCAAAGACAAGAUGGACGGGGAAGGUGUACAAACCAUCCGCUGCCGUAAGAGAGAGAGUAUAACGCGGGUGCGAGACAAUUUUACACCAGUCAGCAGGGUAGGCGGUGUGGAUGAGUUUUUAAGGAUUUUAGGCCGUAUUUCAGAGUUCUGCGAUGUUAUGUAGAAUGUCGGACCAUGAGAGACCAGCUGCCGGAGGACUGCCGAGCUUUGUGAGUCCGCUGUGACGUGUCUUGAUCGCGGAUAGGGCGUCAAUUUGCGGUGUUCUGAACGGUCUCAUCAGGUGUGAGCGUUUCCAAUGUGAGAGCAGUGAGUCGGAGUGUUGCGAGUUAGAGUGCUAGGAUUUGGCGCCGAAAUGUAGCAAGUUUUAUACGGAGAGCGCCGGAGUGCGGGAGACGGCGAGAGCUUCCCGCGCCGCGAGGAAAGAGGCCGGGCAGGCUGCGCCGCUCCCGAGCUGGCAUUGAAGUAUUGUUCUGUAACGAGUGUGUCGCGGAUGAAUACAGUAUCGAGAGCUUU
Molecule: messenger RNA, 2789 nt
Organism: Amphibalanus amphitrite
Lineage: Eukaryota; Metazoa; Arthropoda; Thecostraca; Balanomorpha; Balanidae
Product: putative ferric-chelate reductase 1 homolog
Exons: 12
Coding region: 162-2210 (682 amino acids)
Molecular function (GO): oxidoreductase activity, acting on metal ions
Source: RefSeq, a predicted model, not a curated record